UAGGGAGUAACUGGAAGACACUGCUGCAGACGGAUGGUUUUUAAACAUGAACUUGCUCGGCUUCCAACUUGAAGGUCUAUGGAUUCGAACUCAAAUAUAGAAGAGAAGCUGCAGAGUUCAUUCAGGAAAUGGCUGAACGGUUGAACCACAACAUAGAGGACAACUGGCAAAGUGCAUCGCUUCAACAAGAAGACAAUUGCUUGGUUGCAUUUAUUUGGCUUGUACAUGUGCAGUUUAUGAAGUGUGAAAGAUUUGAGCCCAAUUGCUGUUGCUAUGGCCUACAAAUGCUCAUGAAAACCCGGCUUGAAAGGUUAUUUAAUAAGUUUAAGAAUUUUUUCAAAAAAAUUUUUUUAACAUGUCCAACUCGGAUGAACACACUCCUUGGUUGGGCGUUCCUGGCGGAGACAGCCAAGCAUUGGGCUUCUUUUGGUUGUGAAUGUUUGGAAGGAAGGAAGUCGUGA
This is a messenger RNA of Meloidogyne enterolobii, 461 nucleotides long. Lineage: Eukaryota; Metazoa; Nematoda; Chromadorea; Rhabditida; Meloidogynidae. The record is from the annotation of a GenBank genome assembly.